AUGAACAACAUUAAUAUCGUUUGCCUAGGUGGGGCAAGCGAAGUAGGUAGAUCGUGUGUAAUUAUAGAAAAUGAGAAGAGAUCAAUUAUGUUGGAUUGUGGAAUUCAUCCAGCAUUUAUAGGAAUCGGGUGUCUACCCAUCUAUGACGCUUAUGAUAUUUCUAAGGUGGACUUGUGUUUGAUUACACAUUUUCAUAUGGAUCAUAGUGGUGCUUUACCAUAUCUUGUUAAUAGAACCCGCUUUAAAGGAAAGAUAUAUAUGACAGAAGCAACUAAAAGUAUUUGUUAUUUAUUAUGGAAUGAUUAUGCUCGUAUUGAGAAAUGUAUGCAUAUUAUGAAUAAGAAUAAAGCAAAUAAAAAUAAAAAUAACUUGGGUGAAAGUGGAAUCGAAGAAUAUGAAAACAACAAAAAAAGGGGAGGAUUAUAUUCCAUUGAUGAAAAUGGAAGUGAUGACAAUGAUGACGAUUAUUAUCAAAGCUAUAUGUGUGAAAUGGGAGAUGGGGAUAUAAGGCAUAAUGUAUUAUAUGAUGAAAAUGAUGUUGAUGCAACAAUGGACUUAAUAGAAACAGUAAAUUUUCAUGAACAUAUAGAAAUAGAAGAUAUAAAAUUUACAGCUUAUAGGGCUGGUCAUGUUAUUGGUGCAUGCAUGUUUUUAGUGGAAAUAGGUAAUGUGCGUUUUUUAUAUACAGGAGAUUACAGCAGAGAAGUAGAUAGACACAUUCCAAUAGCAGAAAUCCCCUGUAUCGAUGUGCAUGUUUUAAUUUGUGAAGGAACAUAUGGAAUAAGAGUUCAUGAUGAUAGAAAAAAAAGAGAAAUUCGUUUUCUUAACAUGAUAACAAGCAUAUUAAAUAAUAAAGGGAAAGUACUAUUACCAGUGUUCGCAUUAGGUAGAGCUCAAGAAUUAUUAUUGAUCAUGGAAGAGCAUUGGGAUAGAAAUGUACAAUUACAGAAAAUUCCAAUUUUUUAUAUAUCCUCCAUGGCUACGAAAUCUUUAUGUAUAUAUGAAACGUUUAUAAAUUUAUGUGGAGAUUUUGUUCGUCAAACACUUAAUGAAGGUAAGAAUCCUUUCAAUUUUAAAUAUAUUAAAUAUGCCAAAUCAGUUGAUUCCAUUUUAAAUUAUUUAUAUCAAGAUAACAACCCAUGUGUUAUUAUGGCAUCCCCGGGUAUGUUACAAAAUGGAAUUUCGAAAAAUAUUUUUAAUAUUAUUGCAUCUGAUAAAAAAAGUGGAGUUAUUUUGACAGGAUAUACUGUGAAAGGUACAUUAGCUCAUGAAUUAAAAACUGAACCUGAAUAUGUUACUAUUAAUGAUAAAAUUGUAAAGAGAAAAUGCCGUUUUGAGGAAAUUUCUUUUAGUGCGCAUUCAGAUUUUAGUCAGACGAAAACUUUUAUCGAAAAAUUGAAAUGUCCCAAUGUUGUUCUAGUUCAUGGGGACAAAAAUGAACUCAACAGACUUAAAAACAAACUAACUGAAGAAAAAAAGUAUUUGUCUGUUUUUACACCUGAAUUGUUGCAAAAAUUAACCUUUCACUUUGAGCACAAUGAUAAUGUUGUCACCAUGGGAAGACUUUCUCACAAUAUUAGGAGGUUAGCUCAGGAAGCCGAGAGAAGACAACUGAUAGACAAAGGUAAAAUUGGCCAAUUGAGCCAAGUAUUGACAGACACAGGUCAAGGGGGAGAAAUAAAAAAAAAAGAAAACGAACAGCUAGGAAGUGAUUCAAUGGCACAGGAUAGGAGUAACCAAGAGAAUGAGAAAAUUUGUAAUGAAAAUAGAGAGGAAAAUAUAUUUUCUAAAGAAAUAGAGGCUAUAAUAAUUUCUGAGCCGAAAGGAGUCCCAUUCAUGAUCUACGCCAAUGAUAUUUAUGAAUAUACAAAUUUAAAAACAGCCUUAAUCGACCAGACAAUUAAUAUAAAAUUUCCAUACAAAUUUGAGCUAUUGUAUCACAUGCUUAGGAAUGUAUAUGAGGAAACUUACAUGCAGGAGGAGGAGCAGUGGGAGGCAGCAAAUGGAGAAGAUGUGGAAGAUGUAGAAGAUGUAGAUCAUAAUGAUUGUGGAGGUAUUAUAUUUGUGCAAGAUGUAAAAAUUUAUUAUUUUAGAAUUGAGAAAAUCAUAAAAAUUAACUGGUAUUCAAGUCCAGUAAAUGAUCUUAUUGCGGAUAGUAUUAAUUUUUUAGUUUUAGAAUUUUUAGAUAGUAUGAGUAGUAACAGAAAUAUUCCCAUAUGUAAUGACAUAACAGAUGAAAAUAUAUACGAAAUGAUUAUUUCCUAUGUUCAAGAAAAUUACACAAAUGUGGAGAGAUUUUCAAAAGUGAAGUUAAAAGAGUUCAUAUUACAGAGACGUAGGAACAGAGAAGAAAUAGAAACGGAUAAAGAUAUAAAAGAUGGUGAACAUACCAAUGGGGAUAUAAGCCUGAAGAAUGUCCAACCUAAUUCAAACGAUGAGAUAAAUGAAGUCAAUCAACACAGCAUUAGAGAUAGUGUAUACGUGGAUAGUGCUAAAGAGAGUGACGAUUGUGAGGAAAUAAAAAAAUUUCUAAUUCUUGACAAAGUUUUAUUUGAUUAUAUAGAUGCAGAUGCUAGUUUAUCUGUAACACAUGAUGAGGAAAAAAAGGUUGUGAAUAUUUUGAAUGGGGCUUAUUAUGAAAUACUAAAAUUUGAAGUUAAAGAUAAUAAUAACAAUUCCGUAAAAGUGUAUGUUGAUAUAGACAACAGAGAGGUAAUUUGUAAAGAAAUUAACAUUUUGAUGAAAAUUAAGGAAAUUUUAAGAAAUAUAGAAGAAUCCUUAUUACCCAUGUGCUUUUAA
Molecule: messenger RNA, 2799 nt
Organism: Plasmodium gonderi
Lineage: Eukaryota; Apicomplexa; Aconoidasida; Haemosporida; Plasmodiidae
Product: cleavage and polyadenylation specificity factor
Exons: 1
Coding region: 1-2799 (932 amino acids)
Biological process (GO): mRNA 3'-end processing by stem-loop binding and cleavage
Cellular component (GO): mRNA cleavage and polyadenylation specificity factor complex
Molecular function (GO): RNA endonuclease activity; RNA binding; 5'-3' exonuclease activity
Source: RefSeq, a predicted model, not a curated record